AUGUCUCACCAACCCCGUUUCCGUGUGCGCUCAUCGCGCUUCUACAAUCCCGGCUACGAGCGAUUCAAAGCCAAAGCCCCCGAGGUGUGUGCUACGGCGCAGACGGGCACCUCGACAGGGUCAUCGACUACUGUCAGCGCACCUUCGGCUGAGGAUCGCAUGCCGCCACAUGCACCGAAGCCAAGGUACAUCUCCCCCUAUUUCCCGGGCAAGACAAGCUACGAACGUGGCUUGAAAGUCAAGUUCGGACCCUCCGGAGGUAACUGGCUUCAACGGGAAAGUGAGUUAGGCCCUUUGACUAUGCAUUAUUGCGGUCCUGUCUGGGCCCCUUGCUGAUUGCUGGCGCAUUUUGUAGAGGACAAUGUCUUCAAGGAAAGGAUAUGGGCGCUGCGCUAGGCGUACGGCUGUCCACUAUCUGCUCCUGACCUUUGGGAGGACGAUCCGGAACCUCGUGCCGUUGAAGAGAUCGAGGAGCACUACCGGUAUGAUAGCAAAGGACAUAGGCAUUCUCCCCUGACUGAAAUAUUUGCUGACUCCGAGGCAGAUGGAUGUGCAUCAACCCGGCCGGAUCGAAUCCCGAAUUGCUGGAGGCCCGACUAUCCGACCUGCACAGCGAGCUCUACCGAGCGAAGCGUCGUGAAGGAUGGGACGGCCGAUUCUGCAUGCCAGCUCCGGUGCCCUCCCCGUGGGCCAACCUAGCCAAGUCUUCUCGUUGGUCUACGGCUCUACCUGGUCCGACGACAGGUAGAGAUCCAGUGGAGCCUACGCAUGUGCACCAGCACACCCCUCCCCUUCCGACAAUCAAUCCGGCGCCGAAGCAUGUCAAGUCUUAUCCUUCGACGUCGGCUGUCACUGGUCUGAAGACAGUGGCAGCAGCAGCAUCCGUGGAGGGCACUCGUAAGCGACAGACAAGCAGUAGCCAUUCAAGAUUUGUGGAGCAUUUGCUGACCUCAAACUGCAGGUUCGAGUCUCUAUUCGACGACGAAGCAUGUCAAGUCCCAAUCUUCGAAGUCGACUGGUUCUGGUCCGAAGACAGUUCCAGCGGAGCUAGAGACGGCGAGUUCAUUCGAGGAGUCAACUCUCAACCUCUUGCGCGGAGGGCCCCCACCACUCCCAAGAGCACGCUUCACGUCGAAGGCUCCGCAGAUCGACCCGCCAGAAUGCCCUCACGAGCAGUUCUUGGCCGAAUGCAGUCAAGCCUUCGACGAGGAGAUGUCCUGGGCUGCGCAGGACUUGCGAGAUGGUCUUUUACCACCUCUUGUGGACAAGUUACGCCACCCGGAGUUAUCCAGGUUCCUAUCACAAGAUAUGGAUGAGAUUCAUGCUCGCGCUGAGCAGCCAAGGGAGCCAACGCCUGAGCCGGUAUACGACCUCUCUCCUGGCAAUUACGGAAAAGGCGAGCCCAUCCCGGCCAAGCAUCGUCCACGGGGCGCCAUCAAGGAGAGACUCUACCAUCGGCGACAAGGCUACGACGAUUCCGUUAUCCGACAACUGGGUACCGAACCAGCCAGCAACGACAAUCUUAUCUGGCGAAUCGGCGCUCGACCUAUUUGGGAAGAGUUGAUGAACAUGGGUUGCAUGAGCGACCCAUACUCAGAAACGAUUCAUGAGGUGCCCGAGAAGAAGGAGGAGCGAGGUGUCAUCGGCAGCCUAGUAGACGCUACUACCAUGACUCUUUCCUGGAUCAUGGAUAGUGUCUGCAGUGUUCUCGGUCGACGCUGA
Lecanosticta acicola is the source of this 1722-nucleotide messenger RNA. The record is from the annotation of a GenBank genome assembly. Lineage: Eukaryota; Fungi; Ascomycota; Dothideomycetes; Mycosphaerellales; Mycosphaerellaceae.